AGGAGGAGAAGGAGGGAGGAGAGGCCGUUGGGAAGAUGGCGGACGAGGCGGCUUUGGCCGCCCUUCAGCCCGCAGGGGCCUCCGCGGCGGCGACCGUGGCGGCCGAGGAGGAGGAGGAAGAAGAGGAAGAAGAGAGGCCGGCGCCGCCGCCGCCGCCCCCGUCUUCGUCGCCCCCUCCCCCUCCCCCUCCGGACGGCGGGGAGCCGGACCCCAAGAGGCCGCGAAGGACCGGCCCCCACUGCGGCCUCGGCGCCCCCCGCCAACACCACCACCACGGGCCGGAGGACGGGGAGCAGGGGGAGCAGGAGGAGCAGGAGGAGCAGCGGGAGCAGGGGACCGGGGCCCUGCCGGCGGCCGGACGAGGACGAGGAGGAGGAGGAGGAGGAGACAAUGGGGCGGGCCCGCAGGGCCUUCCCCGGCCCGAGCCACCGCCCAUGGACGACGACGACGCCUCCGCCGCCGCCGCCUCCGCCUCCGCCGCCGCCUCCGCCGCCGCGGCGCUGGUGUCCCCAGAUGACCUACUAUUUAGUGAUGAAGUUAUUGCCAAUGGUUUUCAUUCCUGUGAUAGUGAUGAGGAUGAUAGAGCCUCACAUGCAAGCUCUAGUGACUGGACUCCAAGACCCCGAAUAGGGCCCUAUACUUUCGUGCAGCAACAUCUCAUGAUCGGCACAGACCCGCGGACGAUCCUUAGAGAUUUGUUACCGGAAACCAUCCCUCCUCCUGAGCUGGAUGAUAUGACACUGUGGCAAAUCGUUAUAAACAUUCUUUCGGAGCCUCCAAAAAGGAAAAAGAGAAAAGAUAUUAACACAAUCGAAGAUGCAGUGAAACUGUUACAAGAAUGCAAAAAAAUAAUCGUGCUAACUGGAGCUGGGGUAUCUGUUUCCUGUGGAAUACCUGACUUCAGAUCAAGAGAUGGCAUAUAUGCACGGCUUGCAGUAGACUUCCCAGACCUGCCAGAUCCUCAAGCAAUGUUUGACAUUGAGUAUUUCAGGAAAGACCCAAGACCUUUUUUCAAGUUUGCAAAGGAAAUCUAUCCUGGGCAGUUUCAACCAUCUCUGUGCCACAAGUUUAUCGCCUUGUCGGAUAAGGAAGGAAAAUUACUUCGCAACUACACUCAGAAUAUAGAUACACUGGAACAAGUUGCAGGGAUCCAAAGAAUAAUUCAGUGUCAUGGUUCCUUUGCGACAGCUUCAUGCCUGAUUUGUAAAUACAAAGUUGACUGUGAAGCUGUACGAGGAGACAUUUUUAAUCAGGUUGUUCCUAGAUGUCCCAGAUGCCCAGCUGAUGAGCCACUUGCCAUCAUGAAGCCAGAGAUUGUGUUUUUUGGGGAAAAUUUACCAGAGCAAUUUCAUAGGGCCAUGAAGUAUGACAAAGAUGAAGUUGACCUCCUCAUUGUUAUUGGGUCUUCCCUGAAAGUAAGACCAGUAGCGCUGAUUCCGAGUUCCAUACCCCACGAAGUGCCUCAGAUCUUGAUUAAUAGGGAACCGUUACCUCAUCUGCAUUUUGAUGUAGAGCUUCUUGGAGACUGCGAUGUCAUCAUUAAUGAAUUGUGUCAGAGGCUGGGAGGGGAAUACACGCAACUCUGCUCCAACCCCGUAAAGCUCUCGGAAAUCACGGAAAAGCCUCCACGCACACACAAGGAGCUUGAAGCUCGGUGGGCCGCGCUCCCCCCGACCCCACUCCACGUGUCAGAAGGCUCGAGCUCGCCCGACCGAACCUCGCCGCCAGAUGCCUUGGCGGCUCCCGCCCGCCCCGAGCAGAUGACUGACAGCCGAGUGGUGCAAGUCGAAUCGGGGGCGGAGGCAGGAGGGUGCCCCGGGGGGGCGGCCCCGCAGGCAGGGCAGUCAUCUUCCGAAAGCGCCGCCGCUGUGAGCCAGCAGUUGGAGGGUUUGGAUCGUACGAAGGACGCCGCUGCCAGCAUUGGGGAAAAUAAAGAGAGGAAUGAAAGAACUUCAGCUGCGGAAACACUGAGAAAAUGCUGGGGCAGUAGGCUUGCAAAAGAGCAGAUUAGUAAGCGGCUUGAUGGGAACCAGUACCUGUUUUUACCACCGAAUCGCUACAUUUUCCACGGGGCUGAAGUAUACUCCGACUCUGAAGAUGACAUCCUGUCCUCCAGCUCUUGUGGAAGUAAUAGUGACAGUGGGACCUGCCAUAGUCCAAGCUUAGAAGAACCUCUAGAGGAUGAAAGUGAGAUUGAAGAAUUCUAUAACGGCUUAGAGGAUGACGCUGUCGGUCCUGAGAGAGGAGGAGGAGGAGCAGCAGCUGGAUUUGGGGGUGACGAUGAUGAACAAGAGGCAGUUACCGAAGCCGUGUCUGUGAAAGUCGAGGCAGCAGAAAUGGACCAUUCAUCAAAUGGCUUAUAAUGUAAUCAUUGCCUGAUUACAGGAACUCUUCCACCAGCAUUAGAAACUUUGGCAUGUCAGAAUGAAUGUUUACUUCCGAACUCAAAAUAGAGCAUCAAAAACCGUAAGGUUGUAACAUUUGUAAACAGCUAAUCCAGACUUUCAUGCAUAAUUUUAACGUUUCAGUAAUUCUGUACUUGCACACCAACACUAACUUGUGUUUUUUUAAGAAAGGUACUAAGUAUCUUCAGUCAGCUGUUAGUCACUAUGUUCACUUUCUUUUAAAGGUUCAGUUCGAUAAUGCAUCCGUAUGUAUAUAGCUUUUUUUUUUGCUUAGUGAAUAUCAGCAUUUUAAAAUUUUCAAUAAGCCAUUGGAAUGUUUAAUAUAAAGGGAACAGCUAAUCUAGACCAAAGAAUGGUAUUUUCACACCUUUUUGCUCUUGCAACAUUUUCGGGGGGUAACUUACACCCUCCUCCUGCUUCUGUAUAUUUUCCGCAGACGUUUCGUUCUCUAGCAUAACCUGCCUUUAAACACUGGCAUUUUCCAGGACACUUGUGGCAGCUAACUUAUGUCUUGAAGACAUAUUUAAUGUGAGUAGGUGGAAGUUGCAGAUGCUAAAUGGAAGAGCACUUACAUGAUCUCCUGCUUUCUUGAGACAAAGUGCUGUAGAGAGUAUCAGGUACUUUACUGUUCAAAUGAAUAAGGCUUUCAUGCUUCCUGUGGACAUGUAGUAAUGUCUAGAUCAGUCCUUAAAAUUAAGACUCUUUCCCCCCCUCCCCCUUGCCCCCCUCCACUAAAUAGAUGCUUUGGAAAUGUUCGUUUCACUGUUUUUAGAAAGAAGGGUGAUGGUCUAGCCCUGCCUGGGUUAGCUCCAUUCUUCCCAUUAUUGUGUGAAUACCUAUCACUGUGGUACAGCUUGCAUAUGUUCUUUCCCACAGAUGUUAAAACUGCCAUGAUGUGAAUAUGCAAGGCUUUUCUGAAUCUGAAAUACUGGUACUUCUAAGGGGGAGUGUGUAAUAAUAGAUUUUGGGCUGGUAUUUUUUCCUUCCUAUUACCACAAGAGAUUGAAAGAAGUUGAUGAAAGAUCCACAGCAAUGUAACAUUUAGCCGGUUCAGCUAAGCGGGAAAGUGUCUCUUUCUAAGGUCCUACAUAUCUAUUUGCUGGAGGGUUUGAUACAUUUGAGUUACCAUCUAGUAUGGUGGAGACACAACUUGCAAUGUGGCAGUAAUCAACAGGAUCAUUAAAUUAAUACAUAUUUAAAUGCUUAGCCCGCCUUAAACCUAGGCCAUUUUUUCAGCUGCAGUGUGUUCCAACACUCUGAAGUUCAUAUUUUGUAAAAUUGCACAGUAAAUAAUGCAUUUAUUUUCCAAACCACUUUUUUCAACAUGCCCCAAGAAACUAUACAGAUGUAGAUUAUUCAUACUUUGCUUUAAUAUUUAUUACAAUUUUUAGUAAAGAGUUUGAAAUAUGUAUCGUAGCUGUUCUUUAGGCAAAACAGUUAGUCAGGACCUUAAAUGCCAGAGAAACUCAAAAUUGUUAAAUGGCCCUUUCUGUUCAUCUUAAAGAUGGUGGUAACGUCUAAAUUCUAAAAGACAGAGUAUAUUUGGCUAUAUUAGAGAACGGAGAAUGUUUAGUUUCCAUUUGCAUGAUACAAUGUGUUUGUGCUAUAGAUAAUAUUUUAAAUUGAAAAAUUUCUGUUUUAAAUUAUUUUUACAGUGAGGAUUGUUUUCUGCUCUUUUAUAUUGUAUAUAAUGUCUUUUAUGUAUUCUACUGGCAUAUGUUUUGUAGACCGUUUAAAAUGACUGGCUCUCUUCCUGCAACUUUUGAAAUACAAAACCAGUGUUUUAUACUUGUACACUCUGUUCUAAAGUCUAUUAAAAUGGUCAUUUGACUUUCCUUUCUGUUAAACACCGGA
Molecule: messenger RNA, 4259 nt
Organism: Ornithorhynchus anatinus (platypus)
Lineage: Eukaryota; Metazoa; Chordata; Mammalia; Monotremata; Ornithorhynchidae
Gene: SIRT1
Product: sirtuin 1
Molecular function (GO): NAD+ binding
Source: RefSeq, a predicted model, not a curated record